This is a messenger RNA of Penicillium manginii, 1905 nucleotides long. Its product is annotated as lipase family protein. The transcript has 2 exons. The record is from RefSeq and is a predicted model, not a curated record. Gene Ontology annotation, biological process: neutral lipid catabolic process; multivesicular body membrane disassembly; macroautophagy. NCBI's taxonomy places the organism in Eukaryota, Fungi, Ascomycota, Eurotiomycetes, Eurotiales, Aspergillaceae. Gene Ontology annotation, molecular function: glycerophospholipase activity. The coding region runs from base 1 to 1905 and encodes 634 amino acids.
AUGGCUCGUGUAGGCCCUGGUGGCCCCCGGUCAUGGCGUUCGCGGAACACAUUCCUAUCAUUCCUCACACUUUUAGCCUUCUCCACUAGCUUUGGUUUCGCGGACCAAACUCCCACGCCUCCGCAGAUCGCCCUGGCGGAUCCACAUUAUCCCACGACUAGCCACGAGUUUUCUCUUCGUCAUGUAUUCCAUAAAUCCAUAGAUCAACAACGCGAUCGGUUCGAUCGGCUAGAUGUGGGCCCAGAUACCCAUCUUCAGCGCAUAUCCGAUGACGGCACUGAGCUAGACCUUGAAAUCGAACCUGCGCCCUUGGUUGCGCUCUCCAGUCCGCUCAUAAUCCAGAGACUUGCAGAUCGACGAAAAAUAGUGAUCGAGAACCACCGGAAGGCUGCACAUUCGGGAUCACCCGCGGUCCUAUCAGCCGAAGCGUGGAAUAUGGAUACCUUACCAGGCCCGAACAUCACGGACAAAAACACAAUCUUGACUUUUGCACGGAUGACGGCCAAUGACUAUAUCAAAGUUCCAGGAUCAGAAGGGUGGCAGAAUAUCCGUGGCAAAUUCAACUAUUCAUCGAGCUUUGGUUGGAAAGGGGAUGCCUUAAGAGGUCACGUAUACAGCGAUAAAACCAACGAUACAGUGGUGAUUUCCUUGAAAGGAACCUCGCCGGCCCUUUUUGAUGGUUCGGGUACCACUACUAAAGAUAAAGAGAACGAUAAUUUGUUCUUCAGCUGCUGUUGUGGGCAAGGAGGAUCAAUCCUCUGGCGAGAGGUUUGCGAUUGCCAAACAGCCACCUAUUCAGCCAAUUUGACCUGCAUUAUUGAUGCUAUGUCUGACGAAAAUCGAUAUUACGCCGCUGCAAUUAAUCUUUACUAUAAUGUCACCGAGAUUUACCCCGAUGCUAAUGUUUGGCUCACUGGUCAUUCAUUAGGUGGUGCUAUGACCAGCCUCCUGGGCUUGACAUUUGGUCUCCCAGUUGUCACAUUCGAGGCGGUACCUGAAGCAUUGCCCGCUGCUCGACUGGGCUUACCCAGUCCGCCAGGUUAUGACCCUCGACUACCACAGUCACGGAAAUACACAGGCGCUUUCCAUUUCGGCCACACAGCUGAUCCUGUAUACAUGGGCAGUUGCAACGGCAUUAAUUCCUUUUGUACAUGGGGUGGUUAUGCAUUAGAGACUGCCUGUCACACUGGUCAACUAUGUACCUAUGAUACGGUAGCGGACAAAGGUUGGGGAGUGAGCCUGACUAGGCAUAGCAUCAUGCCUGUGAUUGCCGAUGUUCUCGAGGCAUAUGAUAGUGUGCCACCUUGUGCGGCGGAAGAGGAGUGUGUUGAUUGCUUAUUGUGGAAGUUCUUCCAGAGUAACGGUUCGGAGAGCACUACUACUUCCAUGACAACUUCGACUACCAAGACGACAUCUACCACCACAAGUAGAACGUCCACUUGCAAGACCCCCGGUUGGUGGGGCUGUCUCGACGAAACAACAGCUACGACUAUCACCGCGACAGCAACGACCUCAUCGCCUACAGCCCCGAGAGCGACAACUGCUACAACAACCUCUACGCAAAUGUCUAGCACUUCGAGCUCAACUCCAUCCAGCUCGUACUGCGAAACUCCUGGACUCUUCUGGGGAUGCUGGGAUGAGCCGACUUCGACGACACCGAUCACGUCAAUAUCGUCUACCUCUCCAACAGCAACGCUCAUCACUCCGGCUCCCACCGAGCCACCUGGUGUUCCGAUUUCAUCCCCGUCGAAGUCAAUCUGUGAGAGACCUGGAAUUUUCUGGGGAUGUUGGGAUGAACCAACUCCUACGACCUCAGUUACCUCCACAUCCGUUCCAUCCCCGACUUCACAUUUUUCCAAGCCAAAGUGUAAAAUACCUGGGAUAUUCUGGGGAUGCUGGGAUUAA